AAAAAGAAAAGGUAUAAAAGUGUUGGCGACGAAGAAGAUGCAGAUACCGUACAUAUGUCUUUUGAUAGGUCGACCUCGGAUGCCGAUCCAAUGGACGAAGUGAACAAAACGUUUGAAGAUUCGUUGUUAGAAGAUUCGGACACAGUCCCUUCUCCGAAUAAAAAGAGGAGGUUGUCUUCGGUAAUUAUAAGGCCAAUUCAUGUGCCGAAGGCUCCCGAAAACUCCACUCAGUUCAUUAUUGAUGAUCACGAAGAUUCCCAGCUGUAUAUCAGUUUUGAAAAACCGUUCGAUGAAUCUAACUUAAGUUAUGGAACUGAACUUAUUGAAACAUUUAAAGGAUCAUAUGAAAGUGAUGCUGCAUUUCAAGAUAUUGAUUACGAAUACGCAUCGGCAGACGAUGUCGACACCACUCAGUUUUAUGCUAGGGAUUUUGAAACAGCUUACUAUAAAGCCAGAUUUGAUGAACUAAUGCAAACACCUCUGGGGUAUAUCUUGGAAGAAAUCAUCAUGACUCUUGACGGUGGUGUUUCGGCAAUGGACAAUUCAAUUGUAGAAUAUGCUAAUUCUGCUGAUGUAAUGGAUGAAACUGAUUCUGUUUCCGUUAAUAUUUUCAAACAACGAAAGACGAGACGAGGUAAAAAGAAAAGGUAUAAAAGUGUUGGCGACGAAGAAGAUGCAGAUACCGUACAUAUGUCUUUUGAUAGGUCGACCUCGGAUGCCGAUCCAAUGGACGAAGUGAACAAAACGUUUGAAGAUUCGUUGUUAGAAGAUUCGGACACAGUCCCUUCUCCGAAUAAAAAGAGGAGGUUGUCUUCGGUAAUUAUAAGGCCAAUUCAUGUGCCGAAGGCUCCCGAAAACUCCACUCAGUUCAUUAUUGAUGAUCACGAAGAUUCCCAGCUGUAUAUCAGUUUUGAAAAACCGUUCGAUGAAUCUAACUUAAGUUAUGGAACUGAACUUAUUGAAACAUUUAAAGGAUCAUAUGAAAGUGAUGCUGCAUUUCAAGAUAUUGAUUACGAAUACGCAUCGGCAGACGAUGUCGACACCACUCAGUUUUAUGCUAGGGAUUUUGAAACAGCUUACUAUAAAGCCAGAUUUGAUGAACUAAUGCAAACACCUCACAAUAAACUGAUAGAUAUGUAUCAUGAUCUUGAGCAGCAAGUUAUCAAAUUGCAAGAUCAGCUGUUACAGUAUGAUCCCAGGUAUGCAUUAGAUGACUUACAACAAGAACUUUUAAAACAUCAAGAAGAAAAUGAAGUACUUCAACAGCAUCACAAAACUUUAAGAAAAAAGCUAUAUCCUACGGAAGGAGAAUCUGGGAAAGAAUAUGAAUCCUCUAGUGAAUAAGAUAUAUUCUUAUGAAUUGAAUAUCAGAUUAAUGUAAAAAUUGUAAUGAUUGUCAAAUAAUUUUGGUUAAAAAUGUAUAAUAUGAAAAUAUAUAUACGGUCUAAAUUUGUUAAAUGUAAUUUAUAGUUUAUAUUGAAUAGUUGCAAAAAUUAUAACAGUUGCUGUUUGAAA
Molecule: messenger RNA, 1515 nt
Organism: Centruroides sculpturatus (bark scorpion)
Lineage: Eukaryota; Metazoa; Arthropoda; Arachnida; Scorpiones; Buthidae
Exons: 2
Coding region: 55-1344 (429 amino acids)
Biological process (GO): negative regulation of cyclin-dependent protein serine/threonine kinase activity; negative regulation of transcription by RNA polymerase II
Cellular component (GO): nucleus; nucleoplasm; cytoplasm
Molecular function (GO): 7SK snRNA binding; cyclin-dependent protein serine/threonine kinase inhibitor activity
Source: RefSeq, a predicted model, not a curated record